UGUGGAGACACACAAAAAGCACAGCAGGUAAGAGCUGAAGGUUGUUGCCAAGAAGGAACUGUCCCAGGUGGCAGGGCGGAAAGGAUCGCAGAAUCGGAGGCCUAUUCCUUUGAGUCUUCCGGCGUUCUCAAGCUUGUCUUCUUCCAUCAGUUUCGAGAGGAGGGACGUUGUCAGAGCCUUCCCUAUCGGUGCACCUAAUCCUGUUAUCAGCUUGGUUAUACAUAUUAAUGUCCCUGACCCUUCGGUGAUGGUGACCCAUCAGAUUCAGGGCUGUUAGGAAGGCCGUCACCAGGCUUGCCCCUCCCUUCCAGAAACCUAUGAGACGCAGGGCCAAGCAGACUCGAUGGCAGCCUUUCCCGAGAGCUGCGUGGACGCCACCGUCCUGGACUUCGUCGCAGACCUAUCCCUAGCCUCCCCGGGGCACCCUCUCCUCUGCGACUUGACACCUAGGGUCCCCUAUGGGAACCACCAGGACCUUGUGCUCCGAGACGGAAGACCCAGGAGUCUGGCGCGUUUUGAGGAAGAGGAUCCAGAAGAAGAGGAGGGGGAAGGAGAAGAUGGGGAAAACGAGGAGGAAGAGGAGCACGGGAGAGGCGCCUCCCUGCUGGGCCGCCCCAAGAGGAAAAGAGUGAUCACCUACGCCCAGCGCCAAGCAGCCAACAUCCGCGAGAGGAAGCGAAUGUUCAACCUCAACGAGGCCUUCGAUCAGCUGCGGAGGAAGGUGCCCACUUUUGCUUACGAGAAGAGGCUCUCCCGGAUCGAGACUCUGCGCCUGGCCAUUGUCUACAUCUCCUUCAUGACCGAGCUCUUGGAGAGCUUGGAGAAGGAAAGCGACUGAGCCAGGGUCGGGUGGAAGUGUCUGCCCACUCCUUGCCUGGGCGCGCACGGGUUUGGGGUGUUUGAAGACCCAGCAGUGGGUGCGACGGAAAGGCCAGGAGGGGCCCUCCCAAACAGAACGACUGGCCUUCGCAGGAGCUUGGUUCUGGAUUAUAACAUGUCCACAGUCCUCGAGAGGCGUGGAAGCCGUAGAUUUAAUAUAUAUGCGGUCGCUGUCGAUGGAGUAUGGGGCAGGAGCCGGCGAGGCGAGUGAGGACGAGCUAAAACCGAGUUGGGGCAGUCGAGGCCCACGUCCACGAGCAGCGUCUGUCGGGCGGGUGGGAAGCUAACCCUCCCCGCAGUCGGGAGACUUUGGGAGCGUCUGUGCAGUCCUAGCUUUUAACUUUUCUUUCUUUCUUUCUUCUUUAAUAUAACUAUAAGGAGAUAUUCCUUUUUUUUUUUUUUUUUGCCUCUAGAAUCGGCGCUGAGCCAUCCCAGGCAGGCGCUCCGCUCCGGCCCGUGCUCGUGGGGUGCGGGAAGGGGAGAGGGGCGGAGAGGGUGGUCCUAGUCCGGUGAGGAGUGAGGGUUACUGGGUCUUCUGAGAGGCCCAGGGCGCUCCGGCUCUCUCGUGCGGUCCUCUUAGUCUUGUCGAGAGGCAGAAAGAAGGAAAUGAGAAACCAGGAGACAUUAUUCCCCUCCCCUCGCCUCCUCUCCCUCCCCUUACCUUCCCCUCCGCUUAGGCUCUAAACAGCAACCCUGGUGUGGCCCCUCCCGGAGUAGGAUGCUUGAACCGGGAGGGAACUGGGGACAGCUCCAGCUUACGCGCUGGGGGUGCAGCUGGGCUUACAAGGCGUCUCGGGCCCCCGGAGCCUUUACCACCUACAGUUGUUUCCCCUGGUCGCCUACGGGGGAAAAGGGCCGGGUCUUCCCAGGGGCAGCCCCACCAGAGCGCGCACUUUCAAAUUUUUAGCUAUAGGUAGGGAAAGAUAGUUUUCAUUCUAGUUGCAUCUAGGGAUAAGGGAGAGAAAACGUCAGAGGAGGAAAUUCAUUCUUCCACUUUGCCAAAAAGUGUGCGGUGGACAUGAGUUUGAAGCAAGAUCGUGCUCAGGGGCUCCCUCCAGUUUGGACGGUCUGCCAUUUCACAGUUCUUUUGUGCUAAGGAAGAAUUUCUGCCAACAACUGAAAUGGGGUUCUUAAGAUAGCAGUAGGUAAGUGAGGAGAGGAAUCAGAAUGAGUAAUCCCCAUCUACUGUAAAGUGAAUAAAUCCUAUUGUUCCAACACUAUAUUUUGCUCUCACCUCGCAAAUCCUUGGGCGGAUGUGCACAGACACACACAGGUCUCCCUAUUAGCCUUUUAGAAACGUGUUUCAUUUUAUUAAGAAGUAAUAUAUACUCAUCCUAAAAAGUUUAGAAAAUUAAAAUUUAAGAAUAAAUUUAAAUCACUUCAUGUUACCACAUAACGUUUUAAUCUAUUUCUUUUAGUCUUUUUUAUACAGAUAUAAAUUCAAUGUGUUAAACAAAUCUGGGAUACUUUUGGAAUUUGUCCACUCAGCAUUAUAGAAUGAGCACUCUUUCCUUGACCUUAAGUAUUACUCAAACGUAAUUUUGAUCACUGUAUUCUAUUAUUAUAUCCAUGUAUCACAACUUCACUCCAGUACUUUACAAGUGGAUGCCUAUUUUCUCUUUUAAAAAAUAAAUGAUGAUGCAAGAGCACUCUUAUAAAUAUUUUCUGUGCCUAUGAUAAUUUCCUGACACUAAGUGACUAGAAGUGAAAUUUCUGCACCAAGGGAACAUUUAACUUUGUAGCUAAAGGCCAGAUUGCCUUCCAAGCAGAUCUGCCAGUUCACAUA
Molecule: messenger RNA, 2665 nt
Organism: Bubalus bubalis (water buffalo)
Lineage: Eukaryota; Metazoa; Chordata; Mammalia; Artiodactyla; Bovidae
Gene: FERD3L
Product: Fer3 like bHLH transcription factor
Exons: 1
Coding region: 344-838 (164 amino acids)
Biological process (GO): developmental process; regulation of transcription by RNA polymerase II
Molecular function (GO): protein dimerization activity; DNA-binding transcription factor activity, RNA polymerase II-specific; RNA polymerase II transcription regulatory region sequence-specific DNA binding
Source: RefSeq, a predicted model, not a curated record